AUGCAAUUUACAGAAACUCUACUGUCUUCAGAUGAUGCAAGUUUUGAGCGUCUGUUGUUCGAUGAAGUUAGAACACAGGCUCUUGAAGUAUGUACUCCUCAAGUUUUCAAACCUUCGGAAAAUAUAUCAACCGAACCAUUUGGUGAGAGUGACUUCGAGUCAAGCAAAUCAGAAUACGCUGCCUUAGAACGGACAUUGUUUCGUAGUUUUGAAUUAUUCAUUGCUGGGAGGGAAUUCAUCAAAACUCAGGAUGCGGGUGAAUGUGCCGAUCAACUUGAAGCUUACUUGCAAUCUGUAGCUCCGAGUGAACAGGGUAUAUGUGGUCGAAUAUUUCAAGCCAAUGAACCAACCUAUUGUUGCAGGGAUUGUGCAAUUGACUCAACCUGUGUGUUAUGCAGGAGCUGUUUCUUCAACAGUGCUCACAUUAAACACAAUUAUAAAAUAAGCACAUCCAUUGGUGUUGGCUAUUGUGAUUGCGGAGAUCCUGAAGCUUGGCGUUCAGAUGCUUGGUGUAAACUUCACAAAAACACAUCAAAAUGUGAAGGAGCUGAAGAGAACAACUUAUCCAAACUUACUGAUACUGAAAAUACAGAUGUAAAGUUACGAGCUGAACUUGAAAAUCUCCGUCGACGAAUUAAUGGUCUUCCAAGUGAUAUUGUUAUGCGUACAGGGAAAUUAUUAAAACCUUUAAUAAAGAGUGCGAUUCUUUGUCUUACUGAUUUAAUUCAAGGCACACCUCGUCUAUCAACUGAACCCUUGAGUAGUCGACUGCAUCAGGAAAAAUGUCCAUUAAGUGAAAACGGUGAUGAAAAACAGAUGACUGUUGAUUUAUGGUCGACAGAUGACGGUGUGGUUGAUUAUAAGAUGGAUAAUGAGAACUCAUGGGAUAAUUGGCCACCUCCUUUAUCGCAUAUCCCACUUGUCUCACCUAGUGAAGAUGCUGCAAAGCUAGGGCAGGACGCCUGGCCAAGAACUGCUCCUAAACGUCGUUCUGCUGUGGAUGUAGAGGCCAGAUGUUUAGCUCAGUUAGAACGAGCUAGAAAGUAUCAUCCUAGAUUAUUUCCUCCACGACCUAUGCGUACAGCUUCUGAGCGAACCGCAGCUUCUCGAUCAUUUUUAGUUUUACUUUACAACAAUGAAUAUCACAAUUACGAGCAGGUUAUCAAAACGUUAAGACGUGUGCUGGAUUGUACAACUCAGCAGGGUACACAUUAUGCGGUGCUUGUUAAUUGUGAUGGCCGUGCAGUUCUUCAAACAAACCUCACCGCUUCACAAGCAUCUAAUUUGGCAUCAAUUCUGAUGCGUACAUCUACAAGUUUAUCUACACGUCCAAUAAAUUGUGCAGCUCAACAUACGGAUGUUUAUUCAAUGGAAGUAUUUUUCACAUUAUUUAUUCGUUGGUUACGUCGUUUCUGUGAUCAAGUACCUAGUUUACGACCGAUUAUUUGUCAUGCUAUCUUGGGUCAUCUACCAGCUGAUAAAAAUGGUAUCGAUGUUAGUGAAUCAAGUCAAUCAAAUGAUAUAUUGCCAAUAUUACUCCCCGGGGAAAUUGUUGAACAAGAUUCAUUUUUAAGUCAUAUAUUGGAACGUCAUAGUUUAACAUGGAGAUCUGUUCGACAAGAAAUGUUACGUCUUAUUAUGAGUGUACUCCUGAAAGAUAAUUUUUAUCGAUGUGUAUUUGCAAUUAAAUUUACCAGAUCCUAUUCAUCGUUAAUUCAAAAUCAUAUUUAUGAUGAUCAUUUAGUUGGAGACAGUUUAUGUGGUCUAAGUUGUCAAUUUUACACUGUUAUCAGUUUGGCACGUCAACUUUUAGAGCAGAACAAUAUUUUGACACGAUUAAUUUCUCGAUUAACUAAUGCAUUUCAAGUUAAUUCAAUUGUUUUACCUGAUUUUUAUUCACAAACAAAUAAUCAAAAUAUACCUGCCGAUAUACAAGAAGAAUUAGCUAUAUCUAAUUUCAAUGCUGACACAAAUGUAUCAUGGGUUAGUGCUGUUCUUGACCUACUUAGACGUUUGAAUCCAUUCGAAUGGGGUUCAUCAGCUGGAUCUCAUAUGAACAAUCUUACAAUAUCAUCAACUAAUAUGAAUCCAAUAAAUUGUGUCCUUCCAGAACCGCGUAUUUUAUCAUGGCAAGCUGGUAAUACACUUGCUCGUUCAUUAUUUCAUCCAUUCGAACGAUUAUUUCAUGUUAUACGUGAUGUGGACUAUAUUCUGGCAAGCUUAACUAAUGUUCGACCUAUUGUUAUAGAUAAUGAUGGCAAUUGUUCAAUUACUUGGUGGACGGAAGCUGCAAGAUCUGCUUAUCUUGAUUAUAUAAGACAAUUUUUAUCAUUGCUUAGUUUUAUACAAGAUAUGAAUGGUAUGCAACGUGAAACACAAAAUCAUGUUGAAGAAGAAUUAGAAUGGGCUAGUGGAUUUUAUAUCAUGAGUUUAUUAGUUAGUCUACUUGGCCUAACUGUCCAAGUGGCGAGUUCAGAUUAUGAACUUUACAAUGUGGUAUUACGUGAAGUUCGCCAGGUCUUUGAAACACGUAUUGGUAUAAUGGAUCGUCGUUUUCGUAUUAAACCGUUAACAAUAGAUCUUAAACUUGAUAACAAUGAUGAAUCUAAUCAAGCUAAUAACAAUGUCAUGUCGAAUAAAUUAAAUUUCCAUUCACUUGGUGUCACAACGGAAGUGUAUGUGUAUGAUGUAUCAGUGUAUCGUUUAAGUUUAUUACAACCGAUUCCCCGAUUAUUGGCAAGUUUGUAUGGACAUGGAUUAGAAAUGGGAUUGAAUUUUGAAAGCUUGGGUUUAUUAGAUCAGGGAUUUGUAAAUCUAUUGAUUGAAAGACCGUUGCAAAUAUUUGCAUUUUGUGCUCAAUGCAAUGCUAAAAUGUGGGUUCGUAAUGGAUUCGCUGUUCAACAAUCUAUGACGAAUCUAUUCAGUCCAUCAAUACGUGUUGAAUUAGUUGAUCGUGAUCUACAAUUAUUACAAAUUGCUAGUUGUGUUCUACCACCGGAUGAAUUUAUUGUUCGUUUAAUACACAAAUUUCAUUUGGGUAAUUAUUUAAAGACCGAUGUCUCAUCUAAAGAACCUGGUCUUGGUCGUGUACAUGCAGUGGAAAUGUUGUUACGCGUAAUAUUGGCAUGUGUUUCUAAUCGUUCAUGUCCUUCAAUGGGUUAUUUUACCAAAGACUACUACAUGAUGAACGAUUCUAAUAAUAAACUGUUGAGUUGUUUGGAUGAUAUCCUGAUUGAUACUGAAUCGGAAAUUUACUAUCCGAGCCUAAUUAAUGAUGUGAUACAUACAUUAUGCCUGAAACCUUUAAGUUAUAGUGAAUUAUUAUCCGUUCUUCCAUAUCAAAAUGCAAAUAGUUUAUUGUUAAGAAUUCCAACGGAACAAUCGGAUUCAACACAUCAUCAAUCAGAUCAAUCAGACCAUGAAAUGAGCACAGAAGAAAUACAACAAUCGUCAACAACAUGUUCUAUAGAUUUGGGCUCCAGACCACCAGUUUUACCAGCUUCAAUAUCAAGAAGUGCUAAUAAACGUGCUAUAGAAAACGCAUUACCUAAAAUAUUACGUAAACUAGCCGUACAAUCAUCGGUGAAUAACCGUACAGUGUUCAGUAUACGACCAGAAUAUAUGGCAUAUCGAUUUAAUCGAUUUUAUUGGGGAUAUAGACAUCCGGAACAAACAGCUGCUGAAGCAAAUGUUUCUAAAUGUUUAAAGAAAUGGAUUCAAGAACAAAAUAAUAUCGAUUUAAAAAAUCUUCCAAUACCACCACCGGCUCCUCGUCCUUUACACAAAUUUACACCAUCUGUUUAUCCUGGUCCAUUACAUAUUAUUCAAUGUGUUACAUUUGUACGUUUAAUUAAAACAUUAUUAGAUAUUGCCUAUUCUCAUGGAACAUCAGCCUCAUGGUGGUCACAUAGUCUACUAGAUUUGUUACUACAUUUGAUUACUGUUGCACUGUAUGAAGAUGAAUUAAGUGGGCGUAAAACUGGUUCAUAUCCGUUUUUGAUAGCCGUUACCCGUGUCCCAGAACAUAGUGAAUCUGAUUCUGAAUUAAAAGAGCUUGCACGUUCCGGGCAUUGGUUACAGUCAACCACAAUCGAUAAAUCUGUUUUGUUCACACUUUUAAACAAUAAUUGUAUAACUUCUCGAUUGGUACGCAUAUUGAAUUCUACAUAUCACGAUGAUCAUUCAGAUUUGAUUAGAUGGACUUUGGAUUAUUGGAAUAAAGUUGUACAAAGUAUGACAGGUGAACAACAGUUUGUUCAUAAUCCUUCGUCUGAAUUUGGUGAAGUAAAGAAGGAACCUUCAUCUUAUCAGUUGUCAAGUGCACUAGUCAAACAAGAUCGUGCAGAAAAAGCGCGAGCUCGACGUGCACGAAUUAUGGCACGUAUGUCAAAUAUGCAAAGAAAUUUUAUGGAUUCCUUAUCACAGAAUGAGGCAACUACAAAUGAAGCUGAAUUAAUGGAUAUUGAUUCUCUUGAAGUGAUGAACGAUACUGUUAAUCAGUCAUCAAUAACACAACCUGAAUCAAUCAUUUCAACUGUAGUACAACAAUGUGCACUUGGUCCAACAAGAUCUUUAGGUGGUGCUGCUUUCAUUAUAUCAGAUUCAUCAGUUUCACGAGGAAUGGAUAGUUCAAGUCUACAAAAUAAUGAAUUAGUAACUUGUAAUUUAUGCUUGGAAGAAGUAACAGAACAUGCAUCGAAUCGAAUGGUUAUGGCUGCGCAUGUUUGCCGAUCUUCUGUACUAUCUUCACGUGGUAUCGGGUGGUUAGAAGGUCCUGUCACAAUGUCUGUCGUUGAGCGUUUAUGUGUUGAAAAUGAAAUGAUUGGUUCCGAAUCCUCAACAGUUGUUGGUAACCAUCCAGUGCAUUAUGAUAAACUAUUUCCUGCUAACAAAAUUCAUAAUGAUGACAAUCAGCUUAUUCCUUUUCUGGCAUCAGUAUCGACAACAGCUGCGGCUAAAUGUGCCGGUUCUUCAAGAAUGGGGCUUCGAAUUAUUCCUGAAUUAUUAUCUGGUAUACGAUGUCUAGAGCUACGAAAGGAUACUUCUAUGUCAAUUGAUUUCACAAAUAAAAAUGCUCUUGGUCCUGGCUUAAUUGAUCAAUUACUUGAUAGUUAUGGUCUAUCAUCAGAUCAAGAUAUCAAUCAUUCAUUUAUAUUAGAUCCUUGGCAUCCGCGACCUUUAGUUUCUAGUCGUGAUCCAAUUUCAGAGGAAGGAUCAUUUUUCACUUUUUGUUCACAUCCCAUGCAUGCUGCAUGUAAAACAAAAUAUGCAAGACAGAUAAAAGGUCGAGUGGAUCAUCUAAAUCGCAGUCGUAAUUCAUCAAUGGUGGUAUUUGAAUUUCGUUGUCCAUUAUGUAAAUGUAUAUCUACAUUGGAUUUACCAAUGUUAGGUCCAAUUUAUUUAGAUCUUCCUAUUGAAUGGUUAAAAUCAAGAUUAUUAUCUUCGAAUGAUGAACAUUUAAAUCGAUCCCGGUCUGUCGUUUCUGUUACCAACACUAAUACUUCUACUAUUACUGCUGAUAAUAAUAAUAAUUUUCAACCAUUAAGUUCUUGGCUACGUAAUCUUUCACGUUGGUUAGAUAUGUCGUCAGAUAUAAAUGAUUUUAUUUUGGGUCCAUUAUUCCCAUCUACAUCAAUUGCUGAUCGUUUACAAAAUGCGUCAACUACUGUAAACUCAACAUUAGAAGAUUAUACAUUUUGGAAUUUUGGAAAUAUUAUCUCAUCAGAUACAAGUGUAAAUUAUUCUUGUCCUUCUACUUCUUCUCCAUCAACAUCACCGUCAUCAUCAUCAUUAUCAGUUGAUAUGGAUAUUGAUAAUAAUCCACCGAGUGCAAAACUUCUAGCAUUCAGUGAAAACUAUGAACUUGCUUCAAAAUUAAUUAACUCUAUAGUGAAACGAAUAAAAUAUAGUUUAAUUGUCCAAGAUAAUGAAAAUGAUAAUUAUAAUAAUGAAACGGGUAAUAAUAAGAAAAAUUCAAAAGUUACUUCGAAAACUACUGAUUGCGGAGUUAGUAGCAGUGGAAGCAGUAGUUUAAAUCCAUUAAGUCGACAAUUUUGGACAUCUAGACGCUUUUCCAGACGUUCUACUUCAGAUAAUGACAAUACCACGAUGAACUCAUCUAAUUCCAGAAGCAAUAAUAAUAAUAAUAAUGCUAAAGUUAGUGGAAACACUUUAAGGAACCUUUUACCGCCACAAUCUUCAUCUCUUUUAGUUUCCACAAAUUUAUUUACGCUAGUUCAACGAUUGGCUAGUUUAUGUCAACCGAAAUCACUGGAUACACUUGUACAACGUCCAAGUGGUCGACGCGCUGCUGCUGCUGCUGCUGAGGUAGUUGGUAAGUUCACUAGUGAUAUUACAUUUUUAUAA
Messenger RNA from Schistosoma haematobium, 6366 nucleotides. RefSeq names its product E3 ubiquitin-protein ligase ubr2. Gene Ontology annotation, biological process: ubiquitin-dependent protein catabolic process via the N-end rule pathway; protein ubiquitination. NCBI's taxonomy places the organism in Eukaryota, Metazoa, Platyhelminthes, Trematoda, Strigeidida, Schistosomatidae. The transcript has 26 exons. The coding region runs from base 1 to 6366 and encodes 2121 amino acids. Gene Ontology annotation, molecular function: zinc ion binding; ubiquitin protein ligase activity. The record is from RefSeq and is a predicted model, not a curated record. Gene Ontology annotation, cellular component: ubiquitin ligase complex; cytoplasm.